Molecule: messenger RNA, 4427 nt
Organism: Pseudomyrmex gracilis
Lineage: Eukaryota; Metazoa; Arthropoda; Insecta; Hymenoptera; Formicidae
Gene: rump
Product: myelin expression factor 2
Exons: 8
Coding region: 127-1890 (587 amino acids)
Cellular component (GO): nucleus; cytoplasm
Molecular function (GO): mRNA binding
Source: RefSeq, a predicted model, not a curated record
GUCCGGUAAUGUCGCGGUGUUUCCGGUGACGGCCAUUUUAUAUGACGACGCUUGGUAUAUAGACUGUAAUUUCUUGUACGAAGCUGUGAGUAAACGAGUUUUAAAAAAAUCAACCAACUUGCGACAAUGAUUAAGGCGGAGGAUAAUCAAGUGCAAAAUAAUGACGACAGAGACAGAAGCAGGGAACGCGAUCGCAAUCGCAGAUCUGAUAGACCCAAUCGUCUGAACUCAGCUAGUCGCGAUCGCAGUAGGGAGAGAAAUGAUCGUGGUGGUAGAAAAGCUUCUGACAGACGGAUUUAUGUGUCAAACAUACCAUAUGAUUUUCGUUGGCAAGAUCUCAAAGAUUUAUUUAGAACUGAGGUUGGCAAGGUAGCGCACGUAGAGCUGUUUACAGAUGAAAAUGAUAAGCCCAGAGGAUGCGGCAUAGUAGAAUUUGAAGAUUCUGAGUCUGUAAAGAUAGCGGUGGAAAAAAUGCAUCGAUUUGAUAUUAAAGGAAGAAAGCUUGUUGUCAAAGAAGACUUUGAUGUGGAACGCGAUAAAUAUGGUCGAUUGACCACCAGUCGUAACAAUGAAAGAAAUCGCGAUGACAGAUUUAGAGAUAUACCUCGACAACAAGGAGGUGGAAGACAGAAUAUGUCCGCACCCAGUGGAGGCGGCGGCGGUGGCGGCGGCGGUGGUGGUGGCGGUGGCGGUGGCAGUGCUCCAGGUGGCGGCGGUGGUGGCGGUGACAAUAAAUUCGGAAACACAUAUGGUCUUAGCACACAAUUUUUGGAAUCUUUAGGAAUCAAUGGUCCUUUGGUUACAAGAGUCUUUGUGGCAAAUCUGGAUUAUAAAGUUGACGAAAAGAAAUUACUCGAAGUCUUCAAAUUGGCUGGAAAAGUGUUGCAUGUUGAAUUGGGUAAAGAUAAAGACGGCAAAUCGAGAGGUUUUGGAGUUGUAGAGUAUGAUCAUCCAGUAGAAUCAGUACAGGCCAUUUCUAUGCUACACAAUCAACAGUUGUACGACAGACGUAUGACUGUUAGGCUAGAUCGAGCUAAUGAACCAGACAUGCCACCCAAAUUGCCGGAAGGUUUGAAGGGAAUCGGUAUGGGACUUGGAGCUGGCGGUAACAGGUUGUUAGAUGUAGCUAGAAACAUUCCCAAUGUGCAAGCAAAUAACCCGCCGGUAGUAAAUCCAAUUUCGGCGCCCGUCUUAGCCGCGGGCGCUUUCGGGGCUGGUUUAAACAACGUCGUUCCUGCACAAUUAGCAUCAGCAUUGUCGAAUACUAACGCAGCGGCUCUUCAAGCCAGUCUUGCUGGCGCCGGUUUAGGCGCCAAUCUCACCACUAGUUCGUUGUUGAAUUCUUCAUUGACAAACGAAUUGGCAUCGAACUUGAACAAUUUCGGUGGUGGUGUUGGCGGCUUGAGCAGUUUGCAAGCGUCUUUGGCGGGCGGACAAGGAAACACCACAUUUGCACCACGUGGACUGUCUAAGUUGGAUAAUGACAUAGGAUUCGGCAGUAGCAACACUUUCGGCGGUUCUACUUUCGGCGGUGGCGGAAGAGAUUUUGACGGUGGGUUUAACAGAGGAGAUGGUGACCGCGUUUCUGGAGGUGGUGGCGGCGGCUUCUCCGGAAACCAAGGCAACCAAAGCGGCGGUGGCAACCGACAAAACUCAAACGGAUCGCGACCGAUGUCAGACACUAUUCUUAUAGGCAACCUACCUCCAAAUACUACGUGGCAGAUGCUGCGCGAUAAAUUCCAGGACGCUGGAGAAGUGAAGUUCGCGGAAAUGAGAGGUGCCGAUAUGGGUAUGGUACGAUUUGCGUCUGAAUGGGACGCUGAGCGUGCUGUCUCUAUGAUGAAUCGAUCGCGCAUCGAUGGCAGAACAAUUGACGUGCGCCUGUACUAAAAACCAGAGGAUAAACUGCGAGAAAGUCCAGGUAACAUUUACAAAAAAAAGGAUCAUAUCGCUGAAAAAACCUGAUGCUUAAUCAUAAACUUGUUGACGCAGCGUUUUGGAAGCUGGGUGUUUGUAUAUCGUCUGCAGGAUUAUUCCACUCCUGAUGACAAUACUUGAAAUUCAUCCUAGUUGUAUCGCAGGACAAAGGGUGAGAAGUAUCUCAGUCUUCGGAAGAUCAAGCGAGUCGUGUUUUUACAAUGGCUACUCAACGUCGAAACGGUUGUGUCGACUACUGACGAAAUUUCACCCUUCACGCACCUUCUCUAUCCUUAACUGUUCUCAUUUCGUUUCCCUUUUGCAGUGGAAGUCUUUUAUUAAUUGUCCACUUCUUAUACCAGUUUUUUCUAGCGAUUGGUGGACUAGUUGCGUAGGAGUAGGUUUUCAUGAUGAUCUAUCGUACAAUAAGAUAGUAGAUUCUUUUUUCGUGAAUAGGUUAUUUGUGCUUGUAGGUUACUUACAAGUAAUAAAUGACUUUAUACUCUAUAAGUCUUACUUCAUAGUUGUCAUGACGAGAGAGAGAGAUCGAUCGGAUUCUCUCCAUUGUUCCGAUCUAAAGUGGCGCUCUGCUCGUUCGCAGAUUGGGUCCAUCGAGCAAGGAAUAGAAAACUAAUUUUUCUAUCGUGAAAAUGCAUUUUUUAAAAUCGUUACUCGCUCGAACAACUAAAAUUCUCAACUUGCGACUUUAUCGAGAUGUUGGAUUUUCGUCGCAUCAUUCUUACUUAUCGUACUUUCUUAAUACGUAGUAAAAGGCACGAGGUGUUCUAUAGGAAACAGCGAUUUAUCGAAUUUCUAUACAAAUUGUUUAGUUUUUUUUUUGUUUUGUUUUAUAUUAUACACACACCAAGAUACUCUGCAUCAUUAACAAUUUAACGACCUAAUUGUAGUAUACAAAAAAUUUAUCAUAGUCGCCAUUUUUUUUUUUUUUAGGAAGGUUUCCGUUCGAUUCACUCGCUUUCAGAUUAUGGCGAACAACCAUUUGUAUCACAAAUUUGGCUGAAGUGAUCUGCGUUUUAUUGCAUUGUAUUAUGUUUACCAAAAAGUAAGUCGUGCUUUCGGUGGCAUCAAACCGUUUUUUUUUUUUUUCUUUUUUUUAUUUUAUUUUAGUCCCUUUUCGAUGCAUGGGAAGUGAUUUAUAUAAUGUCAGUUAUAGGUUGUUGGUAUAAUAGACAAAUUGCAACGUUUCCGGGAUGUUAUUUUUUGGUAAACAUAGCUCCUCUCGCCAUGUAGAUUCGAGGAAAUUCUGCGCAUUGUAUAACACUUUGUAUAACUUCUCAUAACAGUGAUUGAAUAAAAUCCAAAUUCGUUAAGACUACAAAAUAAACCAUGAUGGUCGAUGUGUUUUAUUUCUGUGCUGUUGUGAAUUUUUAUUAUUAUUAUUUUUUUUUUUAAGAGCGGCCACUCUGUCGCGAUGAUUUGUGAAUGGAAUCUUGUCAAGUGAGUUAAACAUAUGUAAAUGAGACAUUUAAUAACACGACGAAUAUUGUAUGAAUGAGUUGCAUUUAAGUGGAUAUAAGAGUUCCACACAUUCGUUUUUAUUGACACGUCUUUAAAUACAGAUCGCUCCUCCGAUCAUCUUCCACAUGUUGGGCCGUCGAUAAUCCGCACAAAUGGGAAAAUGUGCUUGCUUAUAACAUCGCAGGUGAGAUCUUUUUUUUCAGAUGAUUUUCUUCCCCGCUAUUUUCAAGAUGUUCCGAGAAGAGAGGCGAUUGACGAUAUUUGGCUCCGGUUAGCAGCACGAUAUCUCUGUUUGUGUUGAUCACAAAGCGUGUUUCUUCGUUCUCUAAUAAGCUUUUAGCGAUUUUUAUUCGCGGAUGAGAAUAAAGUGAGAUUGAUGGACGGUUUUAUAAAUGGUCACCGAGAAAGAAGAUGAGAUUAACAAAAACGGGAUGUUUUUUCGUCGUCUCUAACGUGUAUUGUGUAGCUUUGAUUUAUUUCGUAUGUAGAAUUUUUUUAAUGACGAACCAUGGAAUCUUCUUCGACAUACGUCGAUGGGAUUUGUAAUUCGAAGUAUAUCUGCAAAUAGUUUCUCUAUCCAACCUCUGUCAAUCUAUAGCGUAUGCGAGACAUUGUACUUUUUUUUCUAGACUUUAACACGUGGUAAAUAUAUAUUUCGUAAACAUGUUUUUCCGACAGUUUCACUUUGCGUUGGGCGACAGAAAAUACAAUUGCGUUGGCAUUUUUGGUCACUACGUUGGUCUCUGGAUUUCACGAGCACCUUAACUUUCUUACAUUUUCGGGGAUGUAAUAUUAUCUCCUCUCUCUCUCAGCCGAUUUUGUUACCACUGACAUUGGUUGAAAACUCUGUUACGGGAGAAUUGUUGUUUACCGUGUUUUUAUUAUUCGUCGAGAAUCUGUUUACAUGUUGUUUUAAUGGUUCGAUCAAUUUUUGAAGUUCAGGAAACUCUUCGCUGUUGUAACGUAUUUUAUACUAUUCGCAAUGUGUAAAAUUAUCUUGUAUCGCAAAAAAAAAAAAAAAAAAAAAAAAA